AUGGCGGAGACCGCGUUGGACAUGGCUACCACGCUGGUGGGCAGCGCGCUCGGUGUAGCCUCGUCGGCCGCGAGAGAGGAGAUGGGCCUGCUGCUUGGCGUGCAGGACGAUAUCCGGUUCAUCAGCGAUGAGUUAAAGAUGAUGCAAGCUUUCCUCAGGGCAGCCGACGGAGCGCGUGAGAAUACUGGGGUGCUCAAGGCGUAUUUGGAACUGAUCCGUGACUUGGCCUAUGACAUUGAAGACAGUCUCGAGGAGUUCAUGGUUUUCAUCAAGCACAAGAGCCUUGUGCAGCAACUGCUUAGCUUGCGAGCGCGUCAUCGCGUUGCUGUCCAGAUACGCACUCUCAAACUGAGAGUCCAGGAGGUGAGCCAGAGGAACACACGGUACAACUUGAUCAAGCUCACACCUUCCAUCUCCAGUGAUGUGACACAGCUAUUUGGUUUGGACAAACAGAAGGAGAAACUAACGGACUUAAUAGCCAAACUUGAGGUGCCUGUGGACAUGGAGCCAGGAAUAAGCAAAUCUGGUCCAAGAGUGGUAUCUGUUGUUGGAAUGGGCGGCCUUGGAAAGACAACUCUUACCAAGAAAGUGUAUGAUAGCAAGGAUAUUGUGUCUCAAUCAUUUGACCCAAAAGAGCUUCUCAAAGAGAUGAUCAAGCAACUCUUUGGGGCUCACUCGUUGAAAGAAUUCUUAGAAGAACAUCAAGGGCAAGUGCUGGAAGUAAAACACCUCACGAACUACCUGCGUGGAGGACUCCUGGAGAGAAAGUAUCUUGUUGUUCUGGAUGAUGUUUGGACCCUUGAAGCUUGGAAUUGCAUGUGUCUUGUUUUCCCAGAGAACAGUAAGGAUGGCAGUUGUGUAGUAUUGACUUCACGAAAUCAUAAAUUAGCUGAGCAUUGUAGCCCCCCCUCACAGAUAUACCAACCUGAAAUCCUUGAGGAAAAAGAUGCUAGAAGCUUGUUUCUGAAAAAGACAAAUAAAAGCUCAGGUGACUUAGACAAAGAUGAUCGUACAAAGGGAAUAGUUGAGAAGAUACUGAACAAACGUGGAGGACUACCACUCGCCAUAGUGACAAUAGGAGGCCUACUAGACAACAAGGAUACAAGGGAUUGGGAGAAUCUGUACAAUCAGCUCCCUUCAGAGCUUGCAACCAAUCCUAGCCUUGAAGCACUGAGGCGAGUGGUUCAUCUUAGUUACAACCAUCUGCCUUCACAUCUGAAGCCUUGCUUUUUGCAUCUCAGCAUCUUUCCCGAAGAUUUUGAGAUUGAACGCAAACACCUGGUGGAUAGGUGGGUAGCUGAAGGGUUUGUAACAAUUGCUACUAAUAGGAGAACACUUGAAGAAGUUGCUGAAAGUUACUUCUAUGAACUCAUCAGUCGAAGCAUGAUUCAACCAGCUAAGUUAGAUGCUCUUGGAAAUGUGAAGACUUGCAGGGUUCAUGAUAUUGUGCAUGAUAUUGCAGUGCCAAUAUCUAGCCAGGACAACCAUGUUUUCUUAGUUGAAGACCAUACAAGUUCCACCACUACAUCAAAGGAAAGCAUCCGGCACAUAUCAUGCUAUGCGAAACCUAUGGAGCCAAUAGGGUCACUUUGUUCUUCUAAAUUCAAGAUGCUCAGGGUUCUGGAUCUUAAGAAUGCUAAUUUCCGUGCAGAGCAACAAGACAUCAGAAACAUAGGAUUUCUUCCAAGAUGCAUAGGAAACCUGCAAGCCUUGCAGACUCUAGACAUACGGAAAUCAAUACCAAAAGGAGUGGGAAGUUUAAAGGAGCUACAAAUACUAGACAAGGUUGAUAUCAAGCGAACAAGUCGAAAAGUAAUUAAAGAGCUAGGGGAACUAACUCAGCUAAGGAAGUUAGUUGUGAGAGGGAAAGGGGCCUCCAAGAAAAAGUGCAGUGCAUUCUGUAUAACUGUGCAGGAGCUGUCCUCCCUCCGUUCCCUCAAUGUGGGUACUAACGAGAAGAAGGGUAAAUCAGAUGGGCUGGAUAUGUUGGUUUCUUUUACAUCCCCUCUCCCUUUCCCCUCACUCGAGCGGCUCAAAAUGAAGGGGCUUCUUCAGGAGAUGCCUACAUGGGUUGGUAAAUGCUUGAGCUUGGUGAAGAUUGACUUGAAGUAUUGUGGGCUUAAGGAAUUGGAGGCCAUAACUGAACUGCCAAACCUGAUGCAGCUUCGUCUUUAUAAUAAUGCAUAUAAUGCAGAGAAAUUAGUGUUCCACAAGCAUGCAUUCCCAGAGCUGAGGAUCCUACAGCUUACUUAUUCAGCGGCACUAAGGGAGGUGACAUUUGAGGAGGGUACCUCACCUAACAUGGAAAACAUAAGCAUCCAGUAUUGCAGGCUGAGAUCAGGGAUCAAUGGUAUCAAGCACCUUCCGAAACUCAAGGAGAUUUAUACCGUGGGAUGUACAUUGGCGAAGCAACAUGUGUUACAAGAGGAAGUGGACAAGCACAUGAAUCGCCCUGUGCUGCAAAUGCAGUUGUGUAAGCCUGCAAACCCUGAAGAAGAGACUGAGGUAAAGGUGGAAGUUACGGAGUCAAUUUCUGAAGCAGGGGAGAGCUUGCAGUUGUAG
Molecule: messenger RNA, 2562 nt
Organism: Miscanthus lutarioriparius
Lineage: Eukaryota; Viridiplantae; Streptophyta; Magnoliopsida; Poales; Poaceae
Source: the annotation of a GenBank genome assembly